GUUCCUCUGUCAUCAAUCUUCAACAACACCUAACAAGAGUUCCAGAAACAGAAAGAAACAAAUAGUGUUUCAUUCAUCUCUGCAAAACACACCAUUAAAUAUAGUAAGAAAAGCUCGUUUAGAUAAUCAUGGCCAUGGAAACCGAGGUUGCCACCACCACUCCACAGUUGGCACUGUCCGAUACAGACAUAAACUGGGACAGAUUGGAUAAGACUAGGUUUCAUAUCAUAGGUGCAAUACUCUUCACAGCUCAGUCAGCAUUACUUCAUCCAACAGCAGUGGUGAAAACAAGGAUGCAAGUAGCUAGUUCAGGACUCUCUAACAUGAAGGGAAUGUCAGUGUUCACUCAUAUUUUGAAGAGUGAUGGAAUUCCAGGAAUCUUUAGAGGUUUUGGUACUUCUGCUAUUGGAUCAAUGCCUGGUAGGGUUUUAGCCCUCACAUCUCUUGAGAUGUCAAAGGAUAUUGUGUUGAAACACACUCAAGGUAGUGAUAUUCCAGAAGCUUCAAGGAUUGGACUUGCAAAUGGAGUUGCUGGCAUGGUUUCUAAUUUGGUAUCUUGUGUUUAUUUUGUGCCCUUGGAUGUGAUCUGCCAGAGGUUAAUGGUUCAAGGUCUACCUGGAACUUCAUGUUGUAGAGGACCAUUUGAUGUUAUCCGAAGAGUGCUGCAUGCGGAGGGUUUUCGUGGUUUGUAUAGAGGUUUUGGAUUAACGGCUGUAACGCAAUCUCCAGCAUCUGCACUUUGGUGGGGUUCAUAUGGUGCAGCACAACACAUAAUUUGGAGGAGUUUAGGAUACAAUGAUGAUAUGGAAAAGAAGCCUUCACAUGUGGAAAUGGUGACAGUUCAGGCUACUGCUGGGAUGGUGGCUGGCGCUUGUUCGUCUGUUAUCACUACUCCCAUAGAUACCGUUAAAACACGACUUCAGGUUAUGGACAAUUAUGGUUCUGGAAGGCCAUCUGUACUGAAGACGGCAAGAACUCUCGUUAAGGAAGAUGGAUGGUGGGGAUUUUACCGAGGGUUUAGACCAAGAUUUUUGAAUAUGUCACUCUAUGGAACAACUAUGAUUGUUACUUAUGAACUCAUAAAGAGAUUAUCAGUACAACCAAGUAUGAGUUCUUUUGCUUAAGAAGUGCAACCGUGCUGAGACAACGGAGACAAAGAAUCAAGCUUGACUUUAGCAUCGCUAACCUUUGUUUAGUGACAGCUGAUGGGUAGAUUCCUUCAUCCUCAAGCAUUGCAUGAUGCAGUACGAGAAAACCUGAUAGGUCCCUUAUAGGUACGGCCUUCUCGUACUUCAUCAUGCACUGUCAAUUAUUUCUUACAACAGAAAUAGGGGAAUAAUAAUGUAAAACUUACAAUGUAUUCUCUUGGCAUUAUAGUUCUGUUAACAUCUGACUGUGAUAUAUUUUGAGGCCUUGGUGAAUUGAUGCUAAAUUGUAAGGAAUGGGACAAUAUGAAUUGGUUGUGCAUUUAGGAAUGCAAAAGCUAGGAAAAUUCAUGAUAAGCUGCAUGAGAAAUGAUCCGAGUUAGAUGAUUGACUUGUAAUUAUGUCACUUUCUACAAGUGCUUGUUGAGAAAUCUAACAAAAGUUCAAAACUGAAAGUUGACAUUUAAAUGUUAGUCAAUCAAUCAGCUGGUGAUUAUUUUAGAAAGUUUCUCAAUUGCCUGUCCAAUAUGCUCUUUUUGGUAGUGUAUAUCUGGCAUAAAACAUGAUUAUGUUGGAUGUGUAACUUUUAGUUUGCACAAAGGUUAUGGGAAACUAGUUCUACAAGAUCAUCAUCAACUUAAGGAAUAUGGAUGGUGGGGAUUUUACAGGCUUUUGGACCAAGAUUUUUAAGUGUCUUACCUGCAUAUUUUGGAUUGGUAAUCAGACUUUUUUUUUAA
Molecule: messenger RNA, 1882 nt
Organism: Vicia villosa (hairy vetch)
Lineage: Eukaryota; Viridiplantae; Streptophyta; Magnoliopsida; Fabales; Fabaceae
Exons: 6
Coding region: 129-1124 (331 amino acids)
Source: RefSeq, a predicted model, not a curated record